AUGGUCACCUCGUUCUUAAAUCAGAGCGAGAUGACAUUACUGAUUGCUGAAAUUCCAUCGAUGAUCUGGGCUAGUUGGACGUGCUGUCAAUGUGGAGUCACGCCAGAACAUCUUUCCUAUCAAUUGCAUCGAUGGCUUACAAUCCUUACGAUCGUUAUGGGCAUGAAUGUUGUCCUCGUAUCUGUAGAUCUUCAAAGUGAUAUUGUCGGUGCAACGAUCUUCCUCGUAGCUGACGUUGUGCUGACGAUGCUACGGCUGUUUGGAGGACGCCAUCGACGGCGAGCUCGUCGAGAAGAUGUGCGAAUGCAGCGUCUUACCAUGGUAAUUGCGACUCCUGGUACUGACAAUGAAUCGAGUUUGCCGCUUGAAAGUACAGAUUCGGAUAAAUACUCUGCACCAAAGCGCUCUGAUAGUGUAUCAAAGCAGUGCUGGGUUUUUACGCGCACCGGGGUCUGGAAAUCACCUGUGCCACAUAACAUUUCUCUGAAAGAAUGGGCGUUUGCAUUUCUUGACUGUGCCUACUCGCUCUUGGUGGUUCUCAUCUUCUACGAGACUGUUGACGGAUCCGAACGUCAGAUCAUACCCGGACUACUGACCACCGAUAACAGUAUCAACUCAGUCGAUGACAACGAGAACAGACUGAUGAGUGAAGUCAAUCGCGUCAGCAUGAUCAUGUCGUCAGCCUUCGGGACAGUCUUUUCUCUAUCUCUUGCUGGCCGGCAUUACUUUUUGUACUCCUCGAGGCGCCAAAAGAUUCCUGGUGUUGCUCAUUACUUUACCAUGAAUGGAACAACGACACUUGACACUCGAGAACCCAAUUACUUUGCUAUUAGCAUUCAGGUCGUAAAGUCGAUUCUACUGCCAUGUUCCAUUUGCUUUUGCGCCAACAUUCUCGCGGAAAAAGACUUGUUUGUCUUGAAACAGGGUGUCAAUGUUUUUGUGGCUGGAGCGAUUGGAUCCAUUGCAGCAGCUAGAUCAGUUGAUGCUGCUAGUCGAGCUUUGUACGGCUUUGGACGUUUUGACGGAGAUCCACCUGGUCUUGAAAUGUUUGGUGGUUCACCGUUCGUGAAGGCUAGUACAGCGCUUGAGGUGUUUUGGGAUUGUUUCAAUGAUUUUUUGGGUCCACUCAGUCUGGAUCACCUGCUGAUCAGUUCAACCACCGCGUCCAAGAAUUUUAUCGUCGUCUAUUUUCUCCUGUGCGUAUGUGUACUUCACGCUGUGAUCGCGUACGUAGACGCAAUCAAUAUCAAGAGUGCAGCCUAUCAAGCAGAACGGCUUGGUAAUUUCGUGAUUGUCACAUUUCUCGUACGCAACUCGGAAAAAUACGUCGAGCGUCAGGGUGUGGAUCUUUGUGCACCUGUGUUACUCAUUGCUAUUGACUUUUCGUCCAAGUAUCAGCAAUUGUGA
Peronospora belbahrii is the source of this 1407-nucleotide messenger RNA. The record is from the annotation of a GenBank genome assembly. NCBI's taxonomy places the organism in Eukaryota, Oomycota, Peronosporomycetes, Peronosporales, Peronosporaceae.